Messenger RNA from Teleopsis dalmanni, 2821 nucleotides. It is a transcript of the gene serp, whose product is annotated as chitin deacetylase 1. Gene Ontology annotation, cellular component: extracellular region. Bases 572 to 2182 code for a protein of 536 amino acids. Gene Ontology annotation, biological process: carbohydrate metabolic process. Lineage: Eukaryota; Metazoa; Arthropoda; Insecta; Diptera; Diopsidae. Gene Ontology annotation, molecular function: protein binding; hydrolase activity, acting on carbon-nitrogen (but not peptide) bonds; chitin binding. The record is from RefSeq and is a predicted model, not a curated record. The transcript has 5 exons.
GGCAUGAAUUUUGUAAAUACAACGUGCGGUUAGCAAAACGUCAGCAAUUUUAGACGGUUUCCUUUUUUUUCUUUGUUAUAAAAGUACACUUAAAAAAUUAUAUAAAACAAUUUUAAAGAAAAUAACAACUAAUUCACCACAGUUGCAAUACGCGUGCGCAAAAGCAUUAAUUUCCCCACUCAGUUGCUCGUUGGAUUUCAACACUUUUAAGUAACGAUCUUGCGUUUACGAGUCUCUCAUGCUCGAAAAGCUCUACUACUUUACCACAACUCACCACACGUAUAAAUACACAACGGUGUGUGCAUACAUUUUUUGUAAUAAAAGAAGAAAAUUUUAAAACUUUGUCGAGAAGUUCGAGAAAUUUUUGUAGUGCGCAGAAACAGUGUAAAUGAAACUUUUAAACUGAUCGGAAGGACAAUUUUGCUGGGUUGCACUGUUGCCCGAUCUCAGACUUUGUUUCAUUUAAAAAAUAAAUAGUUUUAUUUCAACAGUUUUGUGUAUACAUUUUAAAAUAGUUACAUUUUGUGAUUUUUUCUUAAAUUAGUAAAAAUUUAUAUAAUAAAAAAAUAAUAUGGCAAAACUAUUUGUAGUUUUUGCCGUUUUAGCUGUUGCAGUUACAACAGUCGCCGCUACAGAUCGUUUUAAACGUCAAGCCACAGAAGAACCAAAACGGGAAGAAUCCUUCGAAAAGGAGCUUUGCAAAGAUAAAGAUGCUGGUGAAUGGUUCCGUUUGGUAGCUGGUGAAGGUGACAAUUGCCGUGAUGUUAUUCAAUGUACAUCAUCUGGUCUUCAAGCUAUUCGUUGCCCAGCUGGUUUAUAUUUCGAUAUUGAGAAGCAAACCUGUGAUUGGAAAGAAUCAGUAAAGAACUGUAAAUCAAAGAACAAAGAACGUCGCGUUAAGCCUCUCCUACAUACCGAUGAGCCACUCUGUCAAGAUGGUUUCUUAGCUUGCGGUGAUGGUAACUGCAUUGAACGUGGACUUUUCUGUAACGGCGAAAAGGAUUGUUCUGAUGGUUCAGACGAAAAUACUUGUGACAUUGACAAUGAUCCAAACCGUGCUCCACCUUGCGAUCCUGCUGUUUGUGUGUUGCCUGAUUGUUUCUGCUCAGAAGACGGUACCGCCAUACCCGGUGAUUUGCCUGCCAAGGAUGUGCCUAUGAUGAUUACAAUCACUUUCGAUGAUGCCAUCAACAACAACAACAUUGAAUUGUACAAGGAAAUGUUCAAAGGACGCAAAAACCCCAACGGUUGUGACAUCAAGGCCACAUAUUUCAUUUCACACAAAUACACAAAUUACUCUGCCGUGCAAGAGACCGCACGUAAAGGUCAUGAAAUCGCCGUACAUUCCAUAACCCACAAUGAUGAAGAACGUUUCUGGUCAAAUGCCACCGUUGACGAUUGGGCCAAGGAAAUGGCUGGUAUGCGUAUUAUUAUUGAAAAAUUCGCUAACAUCACCGACAAUUCCGUUGUUGGUGUACGUGCUCCCUACUUGCGUGUUGGUGGCAACAAUCAAUUCACUAUGAUGGAAGAACAGGCUUUCUUGUAUGAUUCCACAAUUACUGCUCCACUUUCGAAUCCACCACUAUGGCCUUACACUAUGUACUUCCGCAUGCCACAUCGUUGCCACGGUAAUUUGCAAAGCUGUCCAACUCGCUCACAUGCUGUUUGGGAAAUGGUCAUGAAUGAAUUAGAUCGUCGUGAGGAUCCAAAUAAUGAUGAAUAUUUGCCUGGUUGCGCUAUGGUUGACUCUUGCUCAAACAUCUUAACUGGUGAUCAAUUCUACAAUUUCCUCAACCACAACUUCGAUCGUCAUUAUGAUCAAAAUCGUGCUCCAUUAGGUCUAUACUUCCACGCCGCUUGGCUCAAAAAUAAUCCAGAAUUUUUGGAUGCCUUCCUUUACUGGAUCGAUGAAAUUUUAGCUAAUCACAAUGAUGUCUACUUCGUUACCAUGACACAGGUCAUACAAUGGAUGCAAAAUCCACGUACAAUCAGUGAAGUUAAGAACUUCGAACCAUGGAGAGAGAAGUGCGUUGUUGAAGGCAAACCAGCUUGUUGGGUGCCAAGCACCUGCAAAUUGACUUCCAAGGAAGUUCCCGGUGAAACUAUCAACUUACAAACCUGCGUGCGAUGCCCGAAUAACUACCCAUGGGUGAAUGACCCAACGGGCGAUGGUUUCUUCUAAGUCAGCGUAUAGCAGUUUUUUAUUUCAAUUUAGCGUACUACUUAUAUAUUUCCAUAUAUUUUCUGUACUACUCUCACAAAUCUGCCUACAACUUCUGGUUUUCAAGCUCAUUUUUGUAAAUAUAAAUUUACUCUCAAAAUCUACAAAAACAAAACUUAUGUAUAAUCUACUGUGCUGCCAAUCACUCAAGUGCCCCUUCAUAGUAUUUGAGUACUCAAUUUAUUAAUUUUAUUUUUUUAAUUUUUUAAUUAUUUUUUUAUGUCUCCAAAUUCUAAUGUUCUAAAACAAAAACAACAAAAAAUUAAUUUUAUUAGUUUUCCCUCAAUUAUUGAAGACUUUUUGACUGACUUUUGGGUCGAAAUAUUGGCCAAACAUUCGAUGUCCAUAUUUGCCACUCGAAGUCGUUACUGUGUUAAUAUUUUUUUUAUAUAAUUGAACAAAAAACAAAAAACAAAAAACAAAAAUCUUUAAAAAAAAUUCUUUUCAAAAAGAAAUUGUUUUAAUUUGUAGUAAUAUUAUUGUGCGUAUAUUUAAAUAUUUUUUAUUACAUAAUUUUAAAUGUAAAAGUACUUUAAUCGAUUAUCAAUUUAUAUGAUAUUAUAAAAAAUAGAAUAUAUAAAUUGUAAAGAAAAUAAAAAU